CCGUAUCACAAUCUUGCCAACGACCUGCCGCAGCGUGGGUGAAGCCUGUCGAUCUCCCCAGCAUGACGAGCCCGUCCUCGCCAGCCGCGCACCGCUGAUUCGCUGCGACGCUCGCCAACGCGAUUGGCUUCGAUACACAGCGCGAGAAAAGGGCCUCCUGCACCCCUGGCACAGCGCUGCCAUCCACACUUGCCCCAGACGAGUGAUUUCACUGGCCUGUUUGCCCCAUCCACACCUCUGGCACUGCCACACCACACCACACGACGCCUCCUGCUGCGAACUGGUCAGCAUCUUCCCGGCCCUGCGACCUGCAAUUUCUGCGACCCGCGAGCGCACUUUCCGGCUCGCAUACUUGAGCGACCACCGCCGGUCGUGUUUGGAGCUCACGCGCGCAGCUCCAGCUAGCUGUGUCCCGCCCGGGAUCUGGACAGUGGACGAGACAUCUCCCUCUACGCAAUCGAAACAAGAGUCGCCUCUCAUGAUCACCGCCCUGUUGCACGCGUUUCAGACCGGCUACUCCAAUGGCACUUCAAGUCGCAACAAUCGGCGAAUUGCCCCAACGCGACAUCCCGCCAGCCACCACUUCUCGAUCGGAUGAGAAACAUGUGCUCCAGACGAAGAUCAGGACACUGGUUGGAUUCUGGGAACGACUGACCGGUGCGGUUGAAUCUUCCAGUCAUACGAGCUCGAAACAACAGCAUAUCGUAAUAAAGGAGCUGUGGAAGCCAACGAAAACUGCUGCAGAGGAAGUGGGAGCACUGCCGAGAUACGAAGAAUGUUUGUACGAUCUUCCACCCGAUUACAGCGCGACAGAUUCCUUCGCCUAUGCACGAUGUAUGCAGGACACGGAAAUUGCGACCAAUGGCAUAAAGACACGAACACAGAGGAACGGACCAUGUCAGCUCCUUGGCCAGGCAUUUGACGUCAAAGUCGACUUCAACUGCGAGCACGGCUUCCGUUCUCACGCUAAGAAGAAGAAGGCCGCUGCUAAGGCCGCUGCAAAGAGCAAGUGGGCUGACAGCGACAACGAGGAGAAAAAGGAUGAGGUUCCCGCUGAAGGAGAUGAUAAUAAUGGGAGCGGAGGUGGAGGAGACGGGGCUGGAGGUGGGAGCGACCCGCCUGGUGGAGAUGAUGGCAAUGGAGGCGGCGACGAUGGCGAUGAGUGGAACUUUGGAGGCAGUAAGAAAAGCAAGAAGGCCAAAGGCAAGAAGAAUAAAACUGAAGACGAAGAGGAGCAGGACAAGGCGGCCGAGGAAGACACUCCCGCUGCAGCAGAUACUGCCACAACGCCCGCCGAGGCUGAACCUGUUGAUGAUUGGGGCUCAUUCGCGACAGUAGGCAAGAAAAAGAAGCCCAAGAAAAGCGCUUUCGCAUGGGACGCCGUAGAAGAACCUGAAGCUCCAGUUGAGGUUGUCGCCGAUCCACCUCCGCCACCAGCAGCAGCAGAAACGCCGGCCGUGGACGACUGGGGCUCCUUCGCGACAGUCGGUAAGAAGAAAGGGAAAUCCAAGAAGUCUGCCGCUAUUGAGCCUGUGAUUGGGCCCGAAGCGCCUCCCGAGCCUGCAGCAUCAGCAGAACCAGUGCCUGCAGCUGAGGACGACUGGGCUACCUUUGGCAAAAAGGACAAGACGAAGAAGGCCAAGAGCAAGAGCAAGAACGAGCCUGCACCCGAAACGACCGCGACCGACAAGGGCGAUAUGAAAUUCGACGAGAUUAACCUCGAUGACGACAAGGGAGCACCAAAACUCGACCUCGACUUCGGCCUAGGCAAGAAGGAGACGCCAGCAGAGGAGAAGAGCGCCAGUGCUUUUAGCUUCGGGGGAUGGGGCGGUGGAUGGGGAUCGGGGGCUACAUGGGGAUUCGGCAGUUCAUCGGGCAAAGCUGAAGCUGAUCCAGUCCCUGAAGAACAACCAAAGAUGGACACUGGCUGGGGCUUCACACCCACGUCAAAAUCGAAGAGCAAGGAUAGCAAGAAGUCGGCGAACGGGUUCGACUUCAGCUUCGACGAACCCGCUGGUGAAAAUGCCGACCUCGGAGCCACGACAGUGCCAAAUGAAGACAAGGCGGCAGACGAAGAUCCUUGGUCGGGUUUCAUGAGUGCUAAGGACAAGAAAAAAUCAAAGAAAAAGGGCUUACUGGCGCCGGAAACAACACAAGAGCCUGUCGUACCUGAACCGCCUCCUGUCGAAGAGCCGGCUAAGGCUGAGGAUGAUCCGUGGUCGAGCUUCACCUCUGGCAAGAAGGAUAAGAAGUCGAAACUCAAGAAGGGAGCGCUGCCAGAGCCCGAACCAGUCGUUGUCGUUCCAGAAACUGAACCGGAGCCUGAGCCACAGCCAGCGGCAGAGAAAGCUGCGGACGAGGAUCCAUGGGGUGGCAGCACAUUCAUGAGCGCUAAAGAUAAGAAGAAAGCGAAGAAAAAGGGGUUGGUUGUUCCGGAAGCGCCGCCUGCGGCCGUCAAGGAGGACGACGACUUCGGGUGGGCUACGGGCAAAAAGUCCAAAGGCUCCACGUUCGACUGGUCCGAGGAACCCAUAGUAGAGGUUCCACCGUCUCAAGAGGCUGCCACUACUGGAGGUGAAGAUUGGUUCGGAGACGCUUGGAGCAGUAGCAAGAAAAGCAAGAAGCAGCUUGCCGCAGUCGUGCCUGAGCCACCGCCGGUCCCUGAGCUUCAACCGGAGGCAGUGGUUGAACCAACAGCAGCAGAGGAUGACUGGGCGAAUUCCUGGUCUACCGGAACGAAGAAAAAGUCGUCCAAGAAGUCCGACAAGAGUAAGGGUAUCGUUGAAGUGGUAGACCCCAGCCCAGGAGCCUCAGUAUUGCUUCCAGAGUCAGUACAAGAGAAAUCCGCAGAAGAUGACCCUUGGGGAUCUACCUGGACUACCGGCAAAAAGACGAAAUCGAAGCUCAAGAAGGGUGCUGCUGCCGAGCCUCCCCCGCCGCCGCCCCCAGCUGCUUUGCCUGCGCCGCCUGGACUGGACGAUAUCGCUAUGGACCAUGGAAAUGCCGGGGCCGACCUCCUCGACAUGAACGAACCGCCUGCCGACGAUCCCUGGAGUUUCACGCCCGCGACAAGCAAAAGUAAGAAGAAAAGCGCGAAGGACGCGCCCGCUCCGAUUGUUGAUGCUCCGCUCUCGAAAUCAAAGUCGGAAGACUCGAAAACAAGAUCCAAAACACCUGCGGAUGACAUCCUUGACAUCGUGGAAGAAGCCGAGCUCGAGCCGCCCAAGGAAGACGCAAAGCCUAAGAAGGAAGACAAGGCGUCUUCUGGCUGGGGAAUUUGGGGCGCCCCAUCCAAGAAGGAGACUCCCAAAGAGAAGAAAGCGCGCGAGAAACGUGAGAAGGAGGAACGCGAGGCUGCCGAAGCUCAGCGGAUCGCAGAGGAAGAGGCUGCCGCGGCAGCAGAAGCUCAACGCAUUGCAGAUGAGGCUGCCGCAGAGGAAGCAAAACGAAUUGCUGAAGAGGAGGCGCAAGCAAAAGCUGCAGAGGCUGCCAAAGCGAAGCCAAAGGCCAAGGAGUCCACCAAGGAGCGCAAGGCACGCGAGAAGCGUGAGAAGGAGGAGCGCGAGGCUGCUGAGGCCGCUGAAGCCCAGCGUAUCGCAGAUGAAGACGCUGCGGCUGCUGCUGAGGCUGAAGCGCAACGAAUUGCCGAAGAGGAAGCUGCCGCAGCUGCGCUCAUCAAUGAGCCAGAACCAACACCUGUUGAAGAGCCCCCCAAACCCAAAUCCAAGGUCAAGGAGUCUUCGAAAGAGAAGAAAGCCCGUGAGAAGCGAGAGAAACAGGAGCGCGAGGCUGCUGAAGCAGAAGCCGAAGCUGCGGCUCAGAAAUUGGCUGAGCAGGACGCUUUUGCCGCCGCGUUCGGCGACGAAGGAGAGAGUAUGCUAGCGGAUGAGCCUCCAGCCGAACCAAGUAAGGCAGAUGGCUGGAGUUUCUGGGGUACAUCGCUCAAAUCGUCUAAGAAAGCCACACCCGCUGCCGAGAUGAAUAAGGAUUUAUGGGCCAAUCAGGACACAGCAGUCGAUGAAUCCUCGAAGAAGCCAGGUUUCUCUUUGGACGUCGACGACUUCGCAUCAGCAAUGCCGCCUCCCAAGACAACAGAAAAGGCGUCUUCAAAGUCGAAAACUGUCAAGGGCAGCAGUAUACGCGAUCGUAUUAGCGCUUUGGGUGCUGAAGCACUUCCCGCCGCCAAGGGAUCCUCCAAGUCUAAACGGGACAGCUUCCCAGCCCCACCUGAACCACACUUUGACGAGGAACUCGAGGAACCCAUUGUCGAGAUUGUUCCAGAACCCGCGCCCGUCAAGAAAUCGAAGAAGAGUGACAAGGCGGACAAGAAGUCGAAAGCGCUCAAGGAUCCUUCACCACCGCCGCCGCCCUCGAUCUCACCUGUCCCAGGCGGAUUCCCGGUUGAUGAUUUACUGGACGAUAUCGUGCCGGAACCUGAGAUACCAGCAUCGCCGCCCAAAAAAUCGAGCAAAGACAAGAAGGCAUCUAGCAAGUCCGCUAAGGCAUCGAAGAAGCAAGAGGAGCCUAUCAUUGUGCCGCCGCCACCCCCAGAGGCUGACUUUGACGAAUUGCUGGUCGACGCAGAACUUCCAACUCCACCUCCCGAGGAGACACCGAGGGACAGGAAAUCAUCCAAAAAGGAACGCCCGAAGGUUGUGCGAGACGACAAAUCCGCAUCGUGGGGCUUCUGGGGCGCCACUCCUGUGAAGAAGAAGCCCUCUGAGCGGCCAGCAGGUCUAUCGCGUUCCAAAUCAGCACGCAAGACAACCGAAAGAGAUCCUCUUGACAAGGACUCCAAGUCAUCCGAGUCUGAAAAGCCUCAGAAGCAGUCCAAAUCUCGACCGAGCACUUCUCGCGGUAUGAGUUUCGGGGGUCUCUUCGGCACGCCACAGCCAUCGCGUACAAAGUCGACCAGAGUUUCCUCGUCCGCGGCGAAACCCAGCUCGCGCCGUCAUUCGACGGCUGUCGAGGACAGUGGUUUAGUCUCGCCGCCUCCAGAAAUGUCAGCGAAGGCAGCGAAAUUGACUGGAGUCAGUCGAAGUAAGUCGACUCGUGAGAAGAAGACGCGCAUGAUUCCUGAUCCAUAUCCCAUCGACUCAGACGACAUGAUAAUGGUCGACGCGCCCGAGGAUUCUGCCAAGGAGAUCGAUAACCACGGAGAGCGCAAGAAAUCGAGUCGGUCGAAGCGGCACCAUAUGUCUGGCGGCUUAGGCGAUAAUGAUGAGGAGAUGGUUGACGCUCAACGGGGCCCCGAGGAAGCGCGACUCUUCUCGGGAACUGACGACGUGGAUCGACCUGCUCCGCCUCGACGAUCUUCCACUAUGAAGAAAGCUGGUCUGAUGGGUGGCAUCCUCGGCGCGUUUGGUGCUGCUUCGCGUCCAGGCGCAGAUCGUCGCCAGAGCAAGUACGAUAGUGAAGACGCGGGCGGUUCGCGUCGGAAGCGGGACGCCAUGUACGAGGAAGACGGGUCGAAGCGGUUGCGGCGGGAGGACAGGAAAGUGCAUCGCUCCUCGCGCAAGGCCUCCGAAGGCGAAGGCUUGACAGACGCAGCCCCAGUCACGGACAUGGAAGCAGAUGACGCCAGAGAUGCUCGAAGGCGCGAGCGCCGCGAACGACGCGCAAGGGAAGAAGCUGAAGAGGCGGAGAGAACUGCACGUCGUGAAGAGCGCCGACGCGCAAAGGCGAAGGAAGAAGAGGACCGCCAGCUCCGAGAGGAUGAGGAGAGACGUGCCAGGAGGCGCGCCCGCCGUGCAGAAGAGGAGAAAUUGGCUCGUGAAGAAGAGCAAGCGCGUGCAGAAAGGCACGAGCGCCGGCGCCAGCGGGCUGCAGAAGCGCCAGUCGGCAAAACCCCACGUCCUACGACAGAUCGACGGCGUUCGUCGUACAUGGACGCAGGCGAGGACGAAGAAGCUCGAAGGCUACGGCGCGAGGAACGCCGCAUGCGCCGCAGUGUGGAUGUUGGUGGAGGUGCAUCGGGAAGGGAUAAGGACAGACCUCGCACCUCGCGUCGUCCCUCUGAGUACCCCGAAGAUCGCAAUGGUGAGCCAACCUCUCCCCAGGGUGCUAUUCCACCAUCGCUUGCUCACGCGAUCAAGACCGGCGGCGAUAAGACAUCAUCCUGGGUUCAUUCGGUGAACGACGAUCCACCGCCACCUCCACCCAUUGAGGGAACCAUAAUCGACGCACCUGUCCACUUCGCGGCGGACAAUGCACCUGACGCUCUCGAUGAGAACGAGACCACGGCUCGGGAGUUCCGGCAUCGGCGAGAAAGGCGAAGGGAUCGGGACGAUGGCUAUGGGUAUGGGCAAGACGACGACUACCAGCGCAGACGCCACGAUAGAAGUGAAGGAAUCAAAAGCAGCAGUGGUGAAGGCUCUUCCGGUCGGAGGAGAAGUCAAGCCCCAGCAUAUGGAGACAUGUAUGGAGGCGGCAUGAGAACCUUUGAUGGCAGGCCAUCGAUGCCGCAAAGGAGUGAUAGCAAGAGAGGGAGUUGGUUCAAAAAGAUCGCAGGACUGUGAUGAUCCUGUGUGGCGAGGGAGAUCUAUCUCGGCCAUUUGAUGCUGCAUGUGAGACGGCGUUUUACGAUUUUGCAUUAAUUUUCGGCUAUGAUACCCUUCUGCAUUUCGCUAGGUUGUACGAUUGCAUGAACUGGCUUCUGCAAGUAUAUAUCAGCCC
Messenger RNA from Cercospora beticola, 6675 nucleotides. RefSeq lists its product as uncharacterized. The record is from RefSeq and is a predicted model, not a curated record. Lineage: Eukaryota; Fungi; Ascomycota; Dothideomycetes; Mycosphaerellales; Mycosphaerellaceae.